GCACCUGCUAUACCAAAUAUGAUGGCUCUUGAAAAUGCAAAUGCUGGAGAUUUUGAUGAUGCUGUCAAAGUCGAAAUUAUAAAAGGUAAGAUGGCAGGAAAAUAUGCACCGGUACCACUUCAAAAUAAUUUUGUAAAUCCGGCAGUUAAUAUUGAUAGUCCAGAUACUUUAAAAGCAUGGUUAGAUGAAAAAUAUCAACGAGAAAACAUUGGAACUAAGAAUUCAGCUAUUCAGAAAUUGAGCCAAGAAAGAUUUCAACCCUAUGAUACACCAGAUACAUAUGAAGCCAGAAUCCGUCCACUAAUAUUAGACAUAGCAAAUAAUGAUGCAUAUGUCUUAGGAACUCUUAAAACUCAUUUAUCGAGGGAUCGUGAGCUUUACACUCAUCCAAAGAAAAAAGUACCAGCAAAGCAAAAUGAAAGUAUUAUAUCACAAUCUGUAUUCCCCUCAUAUGAUGAAAUGCAAAAAUCUUUUCAAGCUAUGUUUGAUAAACGAGAUGCUGAACAAAAGGCUGAUAUAGCAAAGCGGGAUGCAUCACACAAAGCCGAGAUUGAAAAAUUGAAAACUGAAUUCGAAUCAAAAAUAAGCCAGCAAUCCAAAAAAUCUCAUCCUCCAGUUCUACCCAAAGAUUAUGAACAAAUACAUGAAUUUUAUGCAGAUCAGGGAGAUCCUAGAUGGUCAAAUCUUUCUAAAGAGGAAGCACUACAAUA
Racocetra fulgida is the source of this 710-nucleotide messenger RNA. The record is from the annotation of a GenBank genome assembly. NCBI's taxonomy places the organism in Eukaryota, Fungi, Glomeromycota, Glomeromycetes, Diversisporales, Gigasporaceae.